UGUUGAGCAAAGGUGGGGUAAAAAAAGGAUUGCAGUUCCGUCGCAGUUCCGUCUUUCUCUGUGAAGUUUGAUACAUAUUUGCAUUUGCUUCAAGUGUUGCUUACUAUCCAGUUGACCGUGUGUCUUAAAGAAUUUCAAUGGCGCCAAAGAGACCUGUACCACUUGGAUGGGGGCUUCGUGUCAGCAGAACUUGGGGGAAACUUUUCUACUGUAACUUGAUAACUGGAGAUUUUCAAUUAACAAAACCCACAAGCAUGGCAUCUUUAUGCACUGAUGAAGAGUUUAGCCUAAGCGAUGAAGGACCUCUGAGGAAAAAGAAACCUAAAAUGAUUCAAGUUCGUCAUAUCCUUGUAAAGCAUUACUUGAGUGAUCAUUCGCCAAUGUGCCGAGUGCUAAAUGGGGAAUAUACAAUUCGGUCACCAACAGAAGCUUAUGAACGCGCUAUAGAUAUACGCAUCGAAAUAUUGACGGAGAGGUGUCCUUUUGAUAUAGCAGCUUAUAGAUAUUCAGAAAGCUCGACCGCAUUCAAGGGUGGCAAGUUGGAUCCUAUUUAUAAGGGCCAUGAUAUGGAUGAGGCAUUUGAAGAGGCAGCCUUCGCCUUACAGAUCGGUGAAAUUAGCCAACCGGUUGAAACCAACGUUGGCUACCAUAUCAUACAGAGAAUUUCGUGAAUUGUUUUUUUCCUAUGUAUACAUAUACUUAUUGCAUGCUAGAUGCACAAGAGUUUUGUCAGAUUUUUUUUUAUAUUUACAUAUCGUUAUACAUUUCGUAUUUUAUUUUACUUGAAAAAAUCUU
Messenger RNA from Papilio xuthus (Asian swallowtail), 795 nucleotides. RefSeq names its product peptidyl-prolyl cis-trans isomerase Pin1-like. The coding region runs from base 138 to 671 and encodes 177 amino acids. The transcript is spliced from 3 exons. The record is from RefSeq and is a predicted model, not a curated record. Gene Ontology annotation, molecular function: peptidyl-prolyl cis-trans isomerase activity; protein binding. Gene Ontology annotation, cellular component: nucleus; cytosol. NCBI's taxonomy places the organism in Eukaryota, Metazoa, Arthropoda, Insecta, Lepidoptera, Papilionidae.